AUAAACUGGAGUCGUGUGUUGCCACAUUGGUCGGUUGAUUCCUUCUACUAUAAAUAAGAACCAGACGAGUCUGAAACUCCACAGUUUGAUUGAUCAGAGGAGCAGAUCAUCCUCUCGCGCCAAUCUAAUUCAAGCAAUAACCUUCUCUUUCUUUCUUUCUUUUUUCUUCCUUCCUAUCUCUAUUUCUGUUUCGCCUCUGCCAACCAGCCCACACACAAAGCAGCUCGAUUUCAGCAAUUCGUAAUUCGAAUGAAGAAACCCAGAAUCGUUUGAACAAUCCAGUGCAGAGCUGCUAGUCAACAUGGGCUAUGAAUUUGGUAGCAGUUCCCAGGAUGGCCGUGAUGAAGAUGAUGAAGAGGAAUAUGAAGAGGCUGGUGGUGGUAACAAAUUCCUGGGAUUUAUGUUUGGAAAUGUGGAUAACUCUGGCGAUCUUGAUGCUGACUAUCUUGAUGAGGAUGCAAAGGAGCAUCUUGCUGCACUGGCCGAUAAGUUGGGUCAUUCUCUGACAGAAAUAGACAUGUCUGUGAAAUCACCACAAACAUCAGUGGAUGCUGCUGAACAAGAUUAUGACGAGAAAGCUGAGAAUGCGGUUGAUUAUGAAGAUAUUGAGGAGGAAUACGAUGGGCCAGAGAUUCAGGCUGCAAGUGAGGAAGACUUUUUGUUGCCGAAAAAGGAGUAUUUUGGUUCUGUAGUUUCUCAAGCUACUUUGAAGCCUACAAUUUCUGUAUUUGAUGAUGAAAAUUAUGACGACGAUGAGGAAUUUGAAAAGGAUGCUGAAGUUAUGGAUGAAAAGGUUCAAGUCCAAACAACCUCUUCAUCAGAUGAGCAGGGUGAGCAUCUUGAAGUACUUUCAAAAGGAGAAGUCUUUCCCAAUAAUGAUGUAAAUCUUGGCUUGCUUGAUAAUGAGGUUAUGGCAGUCGUUUUGGAAGAUUUUGAAGAUGUUCAUAAGGAAGUAGAUGAUGCUUCAGAAGGACCAUUAGAUGGAAAAUGUUCUACGCCAUUGCCUAUUUUGUGUGUAGAAGAUGGGAUGGUGAUUUUACGAUUCUCUGAAAUAUUUGGUAUUCAUCAGCCUUUGAAGAAAGGGGAGAAAAGUGACCAUAAGCAUUUCUUCUAUAGAGAGAAGUAUCAGUCUAUGGAUAUCUCGGACAUUGCUGAAGAGGAUGAAGAGGCAUGUCUGAAGGCCUUUGGUCAAGGAAUUUCCUUGAUAAAACAGGCGCAUCUAAUUCAACACUAUACAACAGAAAAUGAUGAUGGCUCAGAAGAAGCUAAAUUUGGUGCUCUACGAGGAGCGGCCCCAAAGUCUGUACAAGGUGAUGAGCGACGAAAGAACUCUUAUAUCUGUGCGGAGCCAAUGAAAGAGGAUUUAACAUUUACAUUUUAUGGCGGAUGGCAGUCACCGUCAUGCCCUAGAUUCUAUCCUCUUGAUCAGGAGGAUUGGGAAGAUAGGAUUGUGUGGGAUGAUUCCUCUUCGUCAACUGAAAAUUGUGUAAGCAGUUGUGAUAUCCCUGGAGCAGAAUCAGAAGGUUAUUUUUCUAGAGGAACUGAACGAAGUACUGGGGCAGAAAAUUUUCUUGCUAAGCUCUCUAUGGAUGCUGAUCAGGAAGAUCGUAGCCUUUGUCUGCAUACUACUCCUCUGUUACUGGAGUCCUUUGGCUCCAACAAUUCUUCUGUAGUAACAAACCUUCCACUCUCUGAAAGAGGAUGCCAUCCGCAGCUUUUGAGAUUAGAAUCUCGGUUGGAUUCAAGUAAUUUUGAUGAUGUCAAUGACCAAAGGGCUGCUGCUGCUGAAGAGCUUCACAAUGAUGCUUUAAGAUUUUCUAGAAAACUUACAUUGCAAAACACGGAUAUGAUGGAUGGAUCUUGGGUGAAUGAUAUAAUAUGGGAGCCGCAUGAAGUUAAAGUCAAGCCUAAAUUAAUUCUUGAUCUUCAGGAUGAGCAGAUGCUUUUUGAAAUUUUGGAUAACAACGAUAGUAAACAUCUUCAGCUCCAUGCAGGCGCAAUGAUCCUAGCUCAAUCCAUGAGACCCAGCCGUUCGAAAUCUCCUGGGCUACAGGGUCUUGGAUACUCAUCUGGCUGGCAGUUCAAUAUUGCUAAUGACAGGUUUUAUAAAAACAGGAAGAUUCCACAGCAGCUACAGUCUAAUGCCAACAAGCGGAUUGUUCAUGGUAUCAAAGUCUAUCAUUCAGCACCGGCAAUUAAGCUGCAGACAAUGAAACUGAAGUUGAGCAAUAAAGAUUUGGCAUACUUUCACCGGCCAAAAGCCUUAUGGUAUCCUCAUGACAAGGAGGUGGCUGUCAAAGAACAAGGCAAGUUGCCAACACAGGGACCUAUGAAAAUCAUACUAAAGAGCUUAGGAGGCAAAGGAAGCAAACUUCAUGUGGAUGCUGAGGAAACAAUGUCUUCUGUUAAAGCUAAGGCUUCAAAAAAGCUAGAUUUCAAGCCAUCAGAAUCAGUGAAAACAUUUUAUUUAGGAAAAGAGCUUGAGGACAAUAAAUCUCUUGUUGGUCAAAAUGUUCAACCAAACUCUUUGCUUCAUCUUGUGCGCACAAGAAUACAUUUGCUUCCAAGGGCACAGAAGACUCCAGCUUCAAAUAAGUCUUUGCGUCCUCCGGGGGCAUUUAAGAAGAAGUCUGACCUUUCUGUAAAAGAUGGUCACGUCUUCCUGAUGGAGUAUUGUGAGGAAAGACCUUUACUGUUGAGCAAUGCUGGAAUGGGUGCGAAUUUGUGUACUUAUUAUCAAAAAUCUGGUCCAAGUGAUCAAAGUGGCACCUUCUUGCACAAUGGAAAUAGCAGCCUGGGAAAUAUUUUGUCAUUAGAGCCUGCAGACAAGUCCCCAUUUCUUGGAGAUAUAAAAGCUGGUUGCAGUCAAUCAUCUAUUGAAACAAACAUGUAUAAAGCACCAAUUUUCCCCCACAAGGUGCCUGCGACUGACUUUUUGUUGGUUCGAUCGGCAAAGGGAAAGCUUUCAAUAAGACGGAUCGAUAGGAUUGCAGUAGUUGGACAACAGGAGCCCCUCAUGGAGGUUAUGUCUCCCGGAACGAAGGGUGUUCAAACAUACAUGACAAACAGGUUGUUGGUUUAUGUCUAUCGUGAAUUUCGUGCUGCUGAAAAGCGUGGCUUGCUUCCUUGCAUUCGUACCGAUGAGUUGUCUGUACAAUUUCCUAAUUUGUCCGAUGCCAUUUUGCGGAAGAAGCUGAAGGAAUGUGCCAUUUUGCGGAGGGAUACAAAUGGGAAGUUUUUUUGGUCGAAGAAGCGAGAUUUCCACAUCCCGUCAGAGGAGGAGCUGAAGAAGUUGGUGUCACCAGAAAAUGUGUGUGCCUACGAGAGUAUGCAAGCCGGUUUGUAUCGGCUAAAACAUUUGGGAAUUACCAGGCUAACAAAUACUGCUGGUAUUUCAUCUGCAAUGAGUCAACUUCCUGAUGAAGCAAUAGCUCUGGCUGCUGCAUCACACAUCGAGAGGGAACUACAGAUUACUCCAUGGAGUCUAAGCAGCAAUUUCGUCGCCUGUACAAACCAGGACAGAGAAAAUCUUGAGCGUCUUGAAAUUAGUGGUGUUGGUGACCCCUCUGGCCGGGGCCUAGGAUUCAGCUAUGUUCGUACUGCUCCAAAGGCACCAAUGUCAAAUGCAAUGACGAAAAAAAAGGCAGCUGCUGGACGAGGAGGUUCCACUGUUACCGGAACAGAUGCUGAUCUCCGUAGAUUGAGCAUGGAGGCUGCACGAGAGGUUCUUCUGAAAUUCAACGUCCCUGAUGAACAUAUCGAGAAACUGACUAGGUGGCAUCGCAUUGCUAUGAUACGCAGACUUUCAAGUGAACAAGCUGCGGCAGGGGUCAGGGUUGAUCCAACAACUAUUAGCAAGUACGCACGUGGGCAAAGGAUGUCCUUUCUUCAGCUGCAGCAACAGACUCGAGAAAAGUGUCAAGAGGUUUGGGACCGACAAAUUCAAUCCCUUUCAGCCAUCGAUGGUGAUGAUAAUGAAAGUGAAUCUGAAGCCAAUAGUGAUCUAGAUUCCUUUGCUGGGGACCUUGAAAACUUACUUGAUGCAGAAGAAUAUGAAGAAGGGGAAGAGGGUAACAAUGAAUCCAAACAUGAAAAAUUAGAUGGUGUUAAGGGACUGAAAAUGAGAAGGCGUCCAUUCCAAGCUCAGGUGGAAGAGGAAAUUGAAGAUGAAGCAGCUGAAGCAGCUGAGUUGUUUUGGUUGCUCAUGGAUGAUGACGAUGUUGAUCAGAAGAAGAAGAAAAAAAAACGAGUUGUAGGAGACAAAGCAGGAUCUGCACCUGGUAAAAAACCCAGUGGUGGUUUUGACAUUGCACAGCGGAGCAAGAAAAACAAUCCAAUGGCGAAGCAAAUCAGUAGUACUGCACAUCCUAAUGGAUCCUUUGCGGGAGAACUGAACAUCAAUAGUGAUUCAGAGGCAGAAAAUUUCUCUGUCAAAAGAAACAUGUUUGAAAAGGUGAAAGCAAUUAAGAAGAAUGAUGCUUCACUACCAGGCCAAAUCAGAGCAAAAGUCAAAAUUUUGGGGGAUGGGAGUAAGAUGUUCAAGGAGAAGAAAUCAUCGAGGGAGAGUUUUUUUUGUGGAGCUUGUGGUCAGCUUGGACAUAUGAAGACCAACAAAAACUGCCCCAGGUAUGGAGAAGAUCCUGAAACACAACUAGAUGCUACAGACUUUGAAAAGAGUUCUGCAAAACCCAAUUCUCUGGAUCCCUCGAGUAAGUCCCAGCAGAAAGUUCCGAAGAAAAAGAUCACACCGAAAAGUGUAACGAAAGUUGCUCUGCCCGAAGUUCCUGACGGUGAAAAUAAAAGAGUGAAGACAAAAGUUGUCCCUUUGAAGUUCACAUGUGGAUCCAUGGACAAGCUCUCUGAUACGGUUGCCCCUGGAGGAGCAGAAGGUUACGAUCGACCAGUCAGUUCGGAUGUUGAAACAGGGAGCAAAUCAGUUGCUAAGGUUAAUAAAUUAAUCCUUUCCAACAAAUUAAAACCUGAAGUGGACAAAGUUGAACAGCACAAGCCCUCUAUUGUGAUACGACCUCCAGUGGAUACAGAUAAAGGCCAAGUUGAAUAUCAUAAGCCCUCAAUUGUUAUAAAGCCACCAAUAAAUACCGAUAGAGAUCAGGCUGAAUUGCAUAAGCGUACUAUUGUAAUUCGUCCACCUGCUGAAAAGGACCGAGAACAACCUCACAAGAAAAUCAUAAUCAAACGCCCAAAAGAGAUUAUUGAUCUGGACCAGGUUGGCCAGGAUGGGAGCUCUGGUCUUGAGUACAGGAAAACUAAAAGAAUAGUUGAACUGUCAAGUUUCGAUAAGCGUGGAAAGCAGGAGAGCAUCCAUUUAACUGAUGAGUUGGCAAAGAGAAAAGCUAGAGAGGAGAAAAGAUUGUGGGAAGAGGAAGAAAAGAGGAGAAAUGCAGAGAUAAUGAAUGAAGAGAGAGCAAGGCGGCUCUAUGAGAAAGAAAUGAGGAUGCUAAAUGAACAAGAAGGGCUAUUUGAAUUGAAAAGAUACGAAGAAGCCAUCAGAAAAGAGAGAGAGGAGGAAGAACGUCAGAAAGCUAAGAAAAAGAAAAAGAGAAGGCCCGAAAUUAGUGAUGAGUAUUUGGAGGACUAUGGGGCAAGAAGAAAUUAUAGAAGGGUGUCAGAAAGAGACCGGAGCACAAAAAGGAGGCCUGUUGGUGCAUCGGGAAGGUAUGGCGUAGAAUAUGCCCCACCAACAAAGCGACAUAGAGGGGGAGAGGUUGGUUUGGCAAACAUCUUGGAGCUCAUUGUAGAAGCUCUGAAGGGUAGGUUGGAUGUAUCGUAUUUAUUCUUAAAACCUGUAUCGAAGAAGGAGGCUCCCGAUUACCUGGACAUUAUAGAUCGCCCCAUGGAUUUGGCAACGAUAAAGGAAAAGGUCAGAAGAAUGGAAUACAAAAGCGUGGGGGAUUUUAGACAUGAUGUGUCUCAAAUAACAUACAAUGCCCAUAAAUACAAUGAUGGGCGGAACCCUGGUAUUCCUCCCCUUGCAGAUCAGCUUUUGGAACUCUGUGACGGCUUGUUGGAAGAGCAUCAUGAGGGCUUGCUUGAAGCCGAAGCCAGUAUUAGGGAUCGAUAAGGAGGGAUUACCACGGGAAUAAUCAUAAGCCCAAAUUUGCUGGAGCAAAUUCUUCAUUUCCUUGCUUCAAGGUUGUAACAAUGUAUUGAUGGCUUUAUUUAGCUAUGCUCUUAGCAAAUUGAUUUGAAAAGGGAAAAAAAAAUUGAUUUGCAUUCCACUCUAGCCCUCACCUCUCUGUGUGCGUCUCUGUGCGCACUUUUUUCAUAAAAAAUUGAAGCUCUGUGCAUGGGAGAUUUCGUUUAAUGGACAUCCGACGUAAUUUAUCCGGUUUGAAAAUUGGAGAUGGGUGGAGGAUUGGUUUUUUUUACUGUAAAUUAAGUAGCAGAAAUUUUGAUUUGCAACUUGAGAAUGACUCAUGUUUUCGACUCAAAACACACAGGAUGUGAUGGAAAUAUUUUCCUAGAAGCGUUCUGCAUUGAUUUUCUUGAAGCUUUGUCUGUUUCAGUUGUAAAUUAAUAGUGGGAGUAUUCUCAGGAUAUUUGUGACCCGAACUUCCCAAUUUGUGAAGCAUUCUUAAUACAUCCUGUAGCUCUUUCUUUUGUUAA
Tripterygium wilfordii is the source of this 6627-nucleotide messenger RNA. Its product is annotated as transcription initiation factor TFIID subunit 1-like. NCBI's taxonomy places the organism in Eukaryota, Viridiplantae, Streptophyta, Magnoliopsida, Celastrales, Celastraceae. The record is from RefSeq and is a predicted model, not a curated record. The transcript is spliced from 22 exons. Gene Ontology annotation, biological process: RNA polymerase II preinitiation complex assembly; transcription by RNA polymerase II. Gene Ontology annotation, cellular component: transcription factor TFIID complex. Bases 302 to 6082 code for a protein of 1926 amino acids. Gene Ontology annotation, molecular function: TBP-class protein binding; RNA polymerase II general transcription initiation factor activity; histone acetyltransferase activity.